CACACACCGGACUCAUAACAAGAGGAGAGGAACAGGAACUGCUUGCAGACCCAGUACAGUUGUGCACAACUUCAGACCAAAUGCAAUCUUUCACAAGAUGAGAGCACAACGGAAGUAAUGGGUUAAAGAUUUCCGUCCACCGUGCUAACACAGGAAAAUGAAUCGUCUAUAGCCAGUUACACUUCAGACAGACCAGGAUACUGUGGAUAUCAUCAAGCUUUUGCUCCUUUCUUGGAGUUUCUCGGGAGGUUUCUUGCUGUUUGACAGCCACCAUGCUUCCUUUCCUCACAAAGAGCGUCCCCCUAAUCUUCCACCUCUUCCUAAAUCUCAGUUUGUGUCUAAUGGGCUGGACACACGCCCUGAAGGGAGACAACUGCCCGAGCUCUCAGUGGAACGUGAUGUGUCGCCCGUGUUGUGAGUACCACCUGAUCCAGUGUCGGUGUCCAUCAAAAGGCACAAGGGUAGGCUACACUGUUCCCUGCUGCCGCAAUGUCCUGGAUGAAUGUGACCCCUGUAUUGUUCAUCCAGGCUGCAGUCUAUUUGAGAAUUGUAAAACCUGCAACAAUGGAACAUGGAGAGCUAAUGAUGACUUCUUCGUGAAUGGGAAGUAUUGUACUGAGUGCCGUCAAGGCUGGAGUGGAGGGGAUUGUAAAACAUGUGGAGGCAUCAUUCAGCGAGCUCAGGGUCACAUAGCCCUGGAGAGUUACCCAACAAAUGCUCGAUGUGAAUGGAUAGUGCAAAUGGAGAAGGGGAGCAGUAUCCAGCUCAGAUUUUCACUGCUGAGUUUGGAGUCUGACCACAGCUGUCGUUACGAUUACGUCGAGGUCCGUGAUGGUGACAGCCUGACUUCUCCUGUGAUUGGUCGGUUUUGUGGGGAUCAGUUACCUCCUCCAAUAAAAAGCUCCGGGAACUUCCUACACAUUCUCUUCACCUCUGAUGGCUAUAAUAACUUUGAUGGCUUUGUUCUUACAUUUCAGAAAAUUUCAGGUAGGUAUUAAUCAUAAGCAAUGUGAAUGCAUACACACUGCCGCAGGACAGACAAUAUAACACAAACACUUAACAUUAUAAUGCAGCGUAAUACAAUUGGUCACAAUAAUGUUUUAAAGCCUGUCCAUGGAGGCAGACUGGAUUUAUAUUGGAUUACAUUACAUUACGAUACGUGGCCUUUUAUUUUGUUAUCACGGUAUAUGAGUCAGCGUAUGCUCUGUGUGAAGGGUUUUUUUCCUCUAUGUAAUCCACAUACAAAACAAACAAUACAAACAAUACAAAUGUGUUAGGCUCAGUGUGCACACAGGCAGUUAACAAAUUAGAGAAAAAGCAUUUUUUAUUAUAAUUAGAGGGAAGAGUUACUGCAGACCUGUACAAAGCUGUUAGGACUGAUAGCGUCUAUUUUAUGAUAUACAUAUAACAAAUACAUGACACUAUUCAUGUAUUUUGUUUCUAUGCAGCACAUUUUGUCGACGUACCUUUACUUUCACUCUUCAUCUGUGUCUGUGCAGCCUCCUUCAUAGGGCAGUGAUGUGAGACGGACAGUCAAUGACACAGAUUUAUCAUACCUGCUCCUCUCUGCCCCAUUUACCGCCUUUAAAGCAAAUCAUGCAUCUAACUUCAGUCCCAUUUAUACAGUCUUUUCCCUCAUUGGGCAUCAACUGUGGUUUCCUAAUCCCAACAUAUCAAAGCACCACGGCAUGAAUGAGAGUUAUGGCAGUCUUCAGUAAUAAUUCUGUUAGAAAAAAAUAGAGGGAAGUAUCCAGAGAAUGAUUUAAGAUUUUUUUUUCAUGUAUGCAGAAGAUGCCCUAUUAUUAGUAAUAAUCUCUAGUGCAACAUUGAGCUUCAUAGUCCUACAAGAUCUAUCUAUCUAUCUAUUAGGGGUGCAACGAUACACAAAAU
Messenger RNA from Haplochromis burtoni (Burton's mouthbrooder), 1890 nucleotides. RefSeq names its product inactive serine protease PAMR1. NCBI's taxonomy places the organism in Eukaryota, Metazoa, Chordata, Actinopteri, Cichliformes, Cichlidae. The transcript has 5 exons. The coding region runs from base 273 to 998 and encodes 241 amino acids. The record is from RefSeq and is a predicted model, not a curated record.